CCUGGACACUGUGCUGUGAUUCGUCGGCGGCAGAGGAAGUCCCGCCCUCUCAUCGGUGCUUGGUUGCUGUGGCAACCGAACGCUUUCCUGGAUCUGGUCGGAGCUGCUGCAGGUAAAGUCCUGGACUCUGUGACUUCGCCCUAAUAUUUAUAGCAAUGUCUGACGCUGCGAAAGACAAGGCCGCCCGCCUGCUGAAGAAGAGAGGAAGCAUCUCAUCGCUGAGCAGCCAUGAGGUCAGACCGCGGGAGACUCACAACAAACCCCGGGAAUCCAGAGAUUCUAUGAGUACAGUGUCUUAUAUCGAUGAACCAGGGCAUCAUGAUGACAUCACCCGUCCUGCAGUGCAAGUGGAAAACACCUACCAGUUAGGUCCAGGGCGACGCUUUCCUGUAGCCACAGUGAAUAAUAUAUUAAAAGACGUCCUGACCAGUUACCUGCAGGAGGAGAAGUACGAGGCCGAGCUUUGUAGACAGAUGACAAAGACCAUCUCUGAGGUGGUGAAGGCCAGAGUGAAGGACUUGAUGAUCCCGAGGUAUAAAAUCAUUGUCCUCAUCUACAUUGGGCAGCUGAACGAUCAGAGCAUGCGGGUGGGGAGCCGGUGUAUCUGGGACCCAGCCUGCGACACCUUCUCAUCCUACACCUUCAAGAACAGCUCCCUGUUUGCCCUGGCCAAUGUCUACGCCGUGUAUUACGAGUAGGAUAAGCUAUAACUCGUGGCUCUGUAUGUGUAACUGCAAUCCCCUCUACAUCUAAAGCUGGCCAUACACAUUACAAUGAUAUUGCUGGAACCCAUCUAUCUAAUGCAGUGUUUCCCAACCAGCCGCCUGUAGCUGAUGCAAAAUUACAACUCCCAGCAUGCCUAAACUAACCAGAAACAAAACUGACACAAAACA
Messenger RNA from Hyla sarda, 893 nucleotides. It is a transcript of the gene DYNLT5, whose product is annotated as dynein light chain Tctex-type family member 5. Gene Ontology annotation, molecular function: dynein intermediate chain binding. The record is from RefSeq and is a predicted model, not a curated record. The transcript is spliced from 5 exons. Gene Ontology annotation, cellular component: cytoplasmic dynein complex; cytoplasm. Bases 156 to 698 code for a protein of 180 amino acids. Gene Ontology annotation, biological process: microtubule-based movement. NCBI's taxonomy places the organism in Eukaryota, Metazoa, Chordata, Amphibia, Anura, Hylidae.